Molecule: messenger RNA, 2100 nt
Organism: Suillus subaureus
Lineage: Eukaryota; Fungi; Basidiomycota; Agaricomycetes; Boletales; Suillaceae
Exons: 2
Coding region: 1-2100 (699 amino acids)
Source: RefSeq, a predicted model, not a curated record
AUGAAUCUGAUCCCAUCAGAUUUUGAAUCUCCCCGUCGCCCUUCACUCGUGCGCGACCGUCCUUUUCGGCCUCCGCUACCAAACGGGCCACGCUUGCGUUCACCCACAAAAAAUUCGGUCGAUAUGAGCAGUCCCCUCGGAAGCUCUAGUACCGACAAAGGCUCUCCUGUCGUUACCUCCGGGUUGGCAUCACCUGUCUUCACCUCUCCCUUCCUCCGUCCAGGCUCUCCUCCAGGCCUGCUGGAUGAGAGCCAAUCAUUUCCCCUGGAUUCCUCGCUCCCGCAAUUCAGCGCUUCUUUACACACACGCGCGACAUCAGACAUUGGUGUUCAAGUUUCGCAGAAUUUCUCCUCGCACCCUCCAUCUCCCUCGUUGUCGCCUGCAGCGACACCUCCAGCUCAAAAGCCAAAAGUAAAUCUCAAGUCACAGCCAUCGGUAACGACAUUCCUUGCUCCUCCUCCUCUUGCGCCCCCGCCUACAGUGUCAUUUGAAUCCAUACAGAUUCCAUGGAAGGGCCUUCCCUAUGAGGCCGCUCAAUGGACAUUCACCUCAUCCGAACUGCAGGAGAUAGUCUCACGCGCUAUCAGGUUGAGCGCAAAAGAGUCUUUCAUACGCCUCCUAUCUCUCCAAGCGCUCGAUACAGACAUGGUAAAAGAAGCAGAACGUCUCGAAGAGGAGCGCCUAGCAAUGCAGGUCAAAUGGAGAUUCGAAAUGAACAGACGAACCAUGCAGAUGCAGGCGCUCAACUCCUGUGCGACUGUGUUUGCCAACUCGGGAGAAGGUGAUAAAGAGAAUGUAUUGGGAGGCUUGAUAUCUCAAGUUGCAACUUCUAUCGCUUCGUGCGAUUCUAUUCUUGCGUCCAUUCUGCAAAUAUCAGACCAACAGGCGCAAAUUUCGGUGGUUCAGCACCGACAUUGGGCGUCAGCUCUUGGGAUCGCAGUUCGCAAGCUAAACAAAGCAUUCGAGCGUCAGGGAGAAGAGAUGAAACGCGCCGUAAUACGUAUCCAGACCCUCGAGGAUGAGCUCGAUGAAGCCUGGAGAGAAGCGGAGGGCAUGGCUGCCGAGAUUGAUGAGAUGGAACAGAGCGACGAGGAGGAAGUUGAUAUCGAUGACAACCAAACACUAGGAGACGUUACCAUCAACACCGAUAUCGCACAAGUCAUGGGUGUCACCGCUAAAGCUGUUUUAUCCAAAGCCACUCUCAUCUCCCAAGUGAAGCAUGUGCCAUCCGACGCCAAGUCCAUCAAGUCUUCGAAAUCCGUAAAAUCCUCCCGCAGCAAACGAUCCAAAGAUGGCCCCAACCGGCUUUCACGUCUAUCUGCAGCAAAGACACGUUCACGCACCGCAUCCAAUGCCAGUCUCCGUUUACCCAAGGGGUUGCGCACCCCGACAGCAGCUUAUAUGCCACAGGAUGAGCCGCCGCCCAUGCCUGCACUUCCAGACGCCUUACAAGGAUGCUCGUUCCUUGAUAUGGACACCAGCGGCGCAGAGUAUUCACGCCCGCUGAGAAAACAACUACCUAACCGCGCUCCAGAGCCAACAGUCUGCCUUCCUGAACCUCCCCAUACAGCAGGUCUUCCUCGAACUUCCAUUCCCUCGAUUUGGAUAGACGCCGACUCAGGCCCCGGUUUGCGACCGAACGGCCUCGAUCGUUCACACUCCAUGCAGAUCUCCUCCUCUUUUCGUCAGGGCCGGAGAAGCGAACUCGUGAUGAGCAUGUCACGGUCCGAUGCCGGACACUCACCUGUGGAGAAGGUUGAACCUGUUCUGGGCAGCACGGGUGCUGUAGCUGUAGUGGAUAAACCACCUCCUGUGGACACACCUGUACCUGUACCUGUUAUCGAUCGGCCACUAUCAGCCGUAGAUAGGUUAGUAUCUGGUGCGAUGGAUCGCCCGCGCCCGAGUAUAGACAGGAGGAGUUCUGGCUCUCACAAGUUGAUGCCACUGCUUGAAAGGUCGACAGGAAUCCCUGCGACUCUUAUCUCCGGUGGGAGGUAUUACUCUCGGGGAUUACCCAACUACCGCUCAACGGAAACCAUCUCCGAGGGCAGGACCCCGCCGCGUGUAGGAACGCCAAAUAAUGGUUAUGCCGGGGCAUAA